AUGUCAAAAUCAAACGAAACAGCAAUAGGAAUAGAUUUAGGAACUACAUAUUCAUGUGUAGGUGUAUUUAUAAAUGAUAAAGUUGAAAUCAUAGCUAAUGAUUAAGGAAAUAGAACAACUCCUUCAUAUGUAGCCUUUACAGAGAAUGAAAGAUUAAUAGGAGAUGCUGCAAAGAACUAAGUUGCUAGAAAUCCUUAGAAUACAGUUUUUGAUGCUAAGAGACUUAUUGGAAGAAAGUUCAAUGAUCCAACAGUUUAGAAGGAUAUUAAAUUAUGGCCAUUUAAAGUAGAAGCAGGUGCUGAUGAUAAACCAUUGAUAGUUGUUAAAUUCAAAGGAGAAACUAAGAAAUUCCAUCCAGAAGAAAUUUCAUCAAUGGUUUUAACAAAAAUGAAGGAAAUAGCAGAAGCAUAUCUUGGAAAAUAAGUUAAAAAUGCAGUUAUUACAGUACCAGCAUAUUUCAAUGAUUCAUAAAGAUAAGCAACAAAAGAUGCUGGUUUGAUUUGUGGAUUAAAUGUACUUAGAAUAAUAAAUGAACCAACUGCAGCUUCAAUAGCUUAUGGAUUAGAUUAGAAAACAAAAGGAGAAAAGAAUGUUUUAAUAUUUGAUCUUGGAGGUGGUACAUUUGAUGUUAGUUUAUUAACAAUUGAUGAAGGAAUAUUUGAAGUUAAAGCUACUUCUGGUGAUACUCAUUUAGGAGGAGAAGAUUUUGAUAAUCGUUUGGUUGAGUAUUGUUGUGCAGAAUUCUAGAAGAAAAAAGGAAUCGAUUUAAGAUCUAAUGCUAGAGCUUUAAGAAGAUUGAGAACAUAAUGUGAAAGAGCUAAAAGAAUAUUAUCAUCUGCCAAUUAAACUACAAUUGAAUUAGAUGCUUUGGCUGAAAAUGAAGAUUUUAAUUGUUCAAUCACAAGAGCUAAAUUUGAAGAAUUAUGUUUAGAUCAAUUUAAGAAAUGUAUUCCACCAGUUGAAUAAGUUCUUAAGGAUAGUGGUAUGUCAAAGAGUUAAAUUCAUGAAGUAGUAUUAGUAGGAGGAUCUACAAGAAUUCCAAAAGUUUAAGAAUUAUUAAAGGAUUAUUUUAAUGGAAAAGAGUUGAAUAAAUCAAUUAAUCCAGAUGAAGCAGUUGCAUAUGGUGCAGCAGUAUAAGCAGCAAUCUUAACUGGAACUGGAUCAUAAAAAUGUGAAAAUUUAGUAUUAUUGGAUGUAACACCAUUAUCUUUGGGUAUUGAAACAGCAGGAGGUGUUAUGAGUGUAUUGAUUCCAAGAAAUACUACAAUUCCUACUAAAAAGAGUUAAGUAUUUACAACUUAUGCUGAUAAUCAACCAGGAGUCUUAAUUUAAGUAUUUGAAGGUGAAAGAUAAAUGACAAAAGAUUGUCAUAAAUUAGGAUAAUUCUAAUUAGAUGGUAUUGCUCCUGCUCCUAGAGGUGUUCCUUAAAUUGAAGUCACAUUUGAUAUUGAUGAAAAUGGUAUCAUGAAUAUUCUUGCUGAAGAUAAGGCUUCAAAGAAAAAUAAUAAGAUUACUAUUACAAAUGAUAAAGGAAGAUUAUCUAAAUAAGAUAUAGAUAGAUUAGUAAGUGAAGCUGAAAAGUAUAAAGCUGAUGAUGAAAAAAUUAAAUUAAGAAUUGAAGCCAAAAAUAAUUUAGAGUCAACUGCUUAUCAUAUGAAGAAUACAAUGAAUGAUGAAUAAUUUAAGGAUAAAUUUACUUCUGAUGAAAAGAGACAAUUAUCAGAUUUAGUUGAAUAAACUUAAAAAUGGUUAGAUUCACAUUAAAAUGAAGAAGCUGAUGUUUAUAAAGACAAAUUAAAAGAACUUGAAUCUAAAUUCCAUCCAAUUAUGCAAAGAGUAUAUGCCUAAACUGGAGCUGCUGCUGGAGCUGGAGCAUCAAUGCCUAAUAUGAAUAGAGGAGCUGGAUCAGAAUUCAAACCAACAGUAGACUNUGAGUAUUGUUGUGCAGAAUUCUAGAAGAAAAAAGGAAUCGAUUUAAGAUCUAAUGCUAGAGCUUUAAGAAGAUUGAGAACAUAAUGUGAAAGAGCUAAAAGAAUAUUAUCAUCUGCCAAUUAAACUACAAUUGAAUUAGAUGCUUUGGCUGAAAAUGAAGAUUUUAAUUGUUCAAUCACAAGAGCUAAAUUUGAAGAAUUAUGUUUAGAUCAAUUUAAGAAAUGUAUUCCACCAGUUGAAUAAGUUCUUAAGGAUAGUGGUAUGUCAAAGAGUUAAAUUCAUGAAGUAGUAUUAGUAGGAGGAUCUACAAGAAUUCCAAAAGUUUAAGAAUUAUUAAAGGAUUAUUUUAAUGGAAAAGAGUUGAAUAAAUCAAUUAAUCCAGAUGAAGCAGUUGCAUAUGGUGCAGCAGUAUAAGCAGCAAUCUUAACUGGAACUGGAUCAUAAAAAUGUGAAAAUUUAGUAUUAUUGGAUGUAACACCAUUAUCUUUGGGUAUUGAAACAGCAGGAGGUGUUAUGAGUGUAUUGAUUCCAAGAAAUACUACAAUUCCUACUAAAAAGAGUUAAGUAUUUACAACUUAUGCUGAUAAUCAACCAGGAGUCUUAAUUUAAGUAUUUGAAGGUGAAAGAUAAAUGACAAAAGAUUGUCAUAAAUUAGGAUAAUUCUAAUUAGAUGGUAUUGCUCCUGCUCCUAGAGGUGUUCCUUAAAUUGAAGUCACAUUUGAUAUUGAUGAAAAUGGUAUCAUGAAUAUUCUUGCUGAAGAUAAAGCUUCAAAGAAAAAUAAUAAGAUUACUAUUACAAAUGAUAAAGGAAGAUUAUCUAAAUAAGAUAUAGAUAGAUUAGUUAGUGAAGCUGAAAAGUAUAAAGCUGAUGAUGAAAAAAUCAAAUUAAGAAUUGAAGCCAAAAAUAAUUUAGAAUCAACUGCUUAUCAUAUGAAGAAUACAAUGAAUGAUGAAUAAUUUAAGGAUAAAUUCACUUCUGAUGAAAAGAGACAAUUAUCAGAUUUAGUUGAAUAAACUUAAAAAUGGUUAGAUUCACAUUAAAAUGAGGAAGCUGAUGUUUAUAAAGACAAAUUAAAAGAACUUGAAUCUAAAUUCCAUCCAAUUAUGCAAAGAGUAUAUGCCUAAACUGGAGCUGCUGCUGGAGCUGGAGCAUCAAUGCCUAAUAUGAAUAGAGGAGCUGGAUCAGAAUUCAAACCAACAGUAGACUAAGUCGAUUGA
Paramecium primaurelia is the source of this 3150-nucleotide messenger RNA. The record is from the annotation of a GenBank genome assembly. NCBI's taxonomy places the organism in Eukaryota, Ciliophora, Oligohymenophorea, Peniculida, Parameciidae.